UUGUAAUGGCUGCCAGCGCGCGUCGUAUUGAUUUUUGCGUUACAUUACAUACAAAAUCUUAUACAUAGUACAAAUUACAACAGUGGGUACAUAUAUAUGCGCCUUAAUGCAUUUUCAAUGUUGUAUAAGCUAAAGAAUGUGUGUUUGAGAAAUGUGAUGUAUUUUAGUUAAAUUUUGUGUUAAGUUUACACAACAAUAUGCAUCGUCGCGGCGGGAAACGCAUCCGGAUGGAUGACCCUCCUCCGGAGUACGUGAAUCCGAUGACCCCGGCGACUCCCAUGACUGAUUAUGGCGGCCAGUCUGUGCACGAGCCCGAGACGCCAAGCUAUAGCGGGUUUAAUGCUGGCGCGCCGGUAAACUCGACAGCAACUGAGGCGCCACGAGAGGAGGCUGACGAGUCGCAUCAUGAAGAAGAGGAGCCGAGAUCACCAUCGCCAACGCCCACAAAGCGUGUGACCCGCAGUCGCGGUAGGCGUGGAGAUGGUGGGUACGUGGGUCGGCUGGCCGAGUCGCCACCACCGCCGCCGCUGCGCCGGCGUGGCCGAGGGGGCCGCGGGCGUGGCCGGGGCAGAGGUGCCGCUCCGCCACCGGCGUACUCGCCACCUCCCGUACUGCUGCCCGGUGACGACGAGAACAGUCUCUAUAACAUACUGAGGUUCAAUAAGACUGCUAUCAAUCAAGUAGUGGAUAUGUGGAUUGAGGAAUACAAGACAAACCGUGAGGUGGCAUUGGUUCAACUGAUGCAGUUCUUCAUCAACUCAUCAGGGUGCCGUGGGAAGGUCACACCAGACAUGGCACAGAUGGACCACACACUCAUCAUCAAAAAGAUGACACAGGAGUUUGAUGAGGAAAGUGGUGAAUAUCCACUGAUAAUGUCCGGACAGACAUGGAAAAAGUUCCGCUCCAACUUCUGUGAGUUCAUCCAGACCCUGGUGAAGAUGUGCCAGUACUCCAUCAUCUAUGACCAAUACUUGAUGGACAAUAUCAUCUCACUGCUCACAGGACUCUCUGACUCUCAAGUGAGAGCUUUCAGACACACUGCCACACUGGCUGUGAUGAAGCUGAUGACAGCGUUGGUGGACGUGGCGCUUCUGACAAGUGUGAACUGCGACAACUGUCUUCGCCAGUACGAGGCGGAGCGGCUGAAGGCGCGGGACAAGCGCGCCACCGAGCGCCUCGAGGUGCUCGUCGCUAAGCGGCAGGAGCUUGAGGAAAACAUGGAGGAGAUCAAGAACAUGCUCUCCUACAUGUUCAAAUCUGUGUUUGUGCACCGCUACAGGGACACGCUGCCUGAUAUCAGGGCCAUCACCAUGGCUGAGAUAGGCAUCUGGAUGGAGAAGUUUCCAGCACACUUCCUUGAUGAUCUGUAUCUCAAGUAUAUUGGCUGGACACUUCAUGACAAAGUGGGUGAGGUACGUCUGCGUUGUCUACAAGCUCUCCAGCCAUUGUAUGAGUGUGAGGAGCUGAAGGGCAAGCUAGAGUUGUUCACAUCCAAGUUUAAGGACCGCAUCGUGUCUAUGUCGUUGGACAAGGAGACGGAAGUCGCAGUACACGCCGUUAGGCUCGUCAUUGCCAUACUGAAGAUGCACCCAGACGUGCUGACGGACAAGGACUGCGAGAACGUGUACGAGCUGGUGUACUCGUCGUGGCGCGCGGUGGCGGCGGCGGCGGGCGAGUUCCUGAACGUGCGCCUGUUCCGCGCCGACGACGUGCCCGAGCAGCGCUCGCGCCGCGGCAAGCGCCGGCUGCCCAACACGCCGCUCAUCAGGGACCUCGUGCAGUUCUUCAUCGAGUCCGAGUUACAUGAACAUGGCGCUUACCUGGUGGAUUCGUUGAUCGAGUCAAAUCCCAUGAUGAAAGACUGGGAGUGCAUGACGGAUCUGCUGCUGGAGGAGGCGGGCCCCGGCGAAGAGGCGCUCGAUAACAGACAGGAGUCGUCGCUGAUCGAGCUGAUGGUGUGCUGCGUGCGGCAGGCGAGCUCGGGCGAGCCGCCCGUGGGGCGCGGCGCCAGUCGCAAGCACCACCACAUGCUCUCCAAGGAACAGGCCAAGGUGGUGAGCGAUGACCGCGCGAAGAUGACGGCGCACUUCAUAGUGACACUGCCGGCGCUGCUGGACAAGUUCGGCGCCGACCCCGAGAAGCUCACCAAUCUGGUCUCCAUUCCACAGUACUUCGACCUCGAGCUUUACACGACGCAGCGGCAGGAAGCUAAUCUGACGCUACUUCUAAACAAGAUCCGCGAUAUGGUGAAUGUGCAAACAGAGGCAGAGGUGCUGGAGACGUGUGGCCGCACGCUGGAGUUCCUCUGCUCGGAGGGGUGCUCGGUGUACAGCAAGUGCAAUGUGGCGCGCGCCACCAUUACCGACGCAUGCGUCAACCGAUACAAGGAGGCCAUCGACGAGUACCGCAGCCUCAUUGAAGGCGGGGAGACGCCCGACGCGGACGAGGUGUUCAACGUGAUUAACUCGCUGCGCAAGGUCUCCAUCAUGUACAUGUGCCACAAUCUCAACGACACCAACAUAUGGGACUCUCUCUUCGAGGACUUGCCCAAGUGUCUCAAGCAGAAUGAGACACAGAUGCCGACACAGGCGCUGGUGUACGUGGUGCGCGCGUGCUUCUACUCGCUGGUGUGGGAGCUGCACGCGCUGGAGGAGCGCGGCGGGGGCGCGGGCGGCGCGGGCGGCGCGGGCGCGGUGGCGGCGGUGCGCGACCGGCUGCACGCGUACGCGACGCACUGCAAGCUCAUCGUGCGCGACGGACUCGCGCCCGAGCUCCGCGAGGAGGCGUACACGAGCCUGUGCGACCUGCUGAUCUUCUUCGCGGAGAACCUGUACGCGCUGCACCACGCCGGCGAGCCCGCCAUGAAGCAGCUCGUGCUGGAGCCCGACAACGAGCUGUGCGACCUGCUCAACGACUUCAUACAGGAGUUCGUCUUCGUGCACCACAACUACGGUAAUUACACUACACACACUACGCGGUGCACACGGCCACUAGUCACAUUAAUAUAACAUCCCGUGGUACUGAAUAUAUACAUUUUUCAUACAUAGUUUCAUGUGAACUAGAACUUAUAAUUUCACAAAAUGCAGUUACUGGAUGAUAAUACACAUAAGGUUAAUAUUUACUGAACAAAACAUUUACUUGAUGAUAAACCAUGACAAAAGGCAUACUACAGUCCGCGCGCAAGCUCCGCGAAAUUUUAGGGAUCUUGACAUAAUAACUUAAUACAGUGAGUUAUUCAAUAUUCCGUAGAUAAAUGAAGCUGGUGAGGUAUAUCAUAUUUUUAUAUAUAUGUAUUCGAU
Manduca sexta (tobacco hornworm) is the source of this 3299-nucleotide messenger RNA. Its product is annotated as cohesin subunit SA-1. Gene Ontology annotation, cellular component: chromatin; nucleus; cohesin complex. NCBI's taxonomy places the organism in Eukaryota, Metazoa, Arthropoda, Insecta, Lepidoptera, Sphingidae. The coding region runs from base 198 to 3008 and encodes 936 amino acids. The record is from RefSeq and is a predicted model, not a curated record. The transcript has 12 exons. Gene Ontology annotation, biological process: sister chromatid cohesion. Gene Ontology annotation, molecular function: chromatin binding.